Macrobrachium nipponense is the source of this 3136-nucleotide messenger RNA. RefSeq lists its product as uncharacterized. The record is from RefSeq and is a predicted model, not a curated record. NCBI's taxonomy places the organism in Eukaryota, Metazoa, Arthropoda, Malacostraca, Decapoda, Palaemonidae. Bases 689 to 2692 code for a protein of 667 amino acids. The transcript is spliced from 3 exons.
GCUGAUGAAAUAAGUGAGGAGUCAACAGCGUAAAUCUUUCCAGGGGUCUCCACCGCCGCCCAACCAACUCUGAUUAAUUGCCAUUAUCCGACCUUCUUGCAGUCUCGAAAGUAUUUUCCACAUGAUACAGAUCGCCAAAUCUGCCCAGAACACCAUCUCUGUGUGCUAGCAGUUACGAUCCAAGACUCGUUUUCCAUGGUAUCAGAGAGAUGGAGUAACAUCAGUUAGUACUUAUUGCUCAGAAAGAAGAACUUAUUCCUCAUCACUGCUUGGUAGAUAAUACCAAAAUAAAAUUCAAAAUUCAUUUUACUUCAUCAGAUUUAUGUGAAAUAUAUACGUACUGGGCAAGCCUAGGUAUGACCUGCCAUCAGAAUUUUUGAAAUAGAAGUACUGUAAUAUAAUGUAGACACUACACAUAGUGCGCACAUUGAUAACGUACAAAACCACAAAAGCCCCAGCAACAUUAGCAACUGUGUAGCUGAUAAUAAAUAAAUGUACUCUGAUUAAAGUAUUUACCAGCUGAUACUAAAAGUAUUCACAACAUUUUUCAGUGAAGCAAAUGUUAACAUUUCAAAAUUAGCAUUUUUACUUAUUGAUGUCAGCCUGCAAUUUAUUCUCACUCAGUACAUAUAGUGUGAAGAUCAAAAUCUGAUUCACAGAAAUACCCUCACAAGAAGUGCUAGAAGAAAUGUCCUCACUCGUUACAAACAGAUUUCACUGUUCUGACUGUGGUAAAGAAUUUUCUAAAGAAAAGAAGUUAAUAAGCCAUUUCAAGGUGCACAGCACAAAAAAAAGUUACAAGUGUGAAGUGUGUAAACUAACUUUUCCCCAGAAAUCAUUUUACAAAAAGCACAUUAGAUUGCACUUUGAAAAGGGGACCUGUAGCUGCCCAAAAUGUGGUAAAGUCUUUGUGAGGCACUCGUGGUUGAAAAGACAUUUAAGUCUUCAGUGUAAUGACCCGCACCAAAAUACCAAAUUUGUUUGUAGAAACUGUGGUAAAAUGUAUGAUUCCUUGGCAGGUGUCAGAAGUCACCUACGGAAGGGAAAACACAUGGUGCCUGACUUCAUGUGUUUUUCUUGCAAGUGGAUCUGUUCCAGCAGUGAAGCCCUCUUCUUUCAUGUCCUUCAACAUGAAGAUGUGAAUUUAGUCAUAAUAGGAAUAGAUAAAGAACAACAGCUAGAGUGUUUCUCAACAUCAAAGAUCAGGGAAAAAGUAGAUACAGCAAGUUUCAAGACUGACAGUACUACUUGUGAAGACAAUAAAGAAAUCGACAAAACGCUAUCCGAGAGCAUCCUAGAUGCUGGUGAAUUAGAAAAUCUAGCUCAGCCGACUGAAACUAUCGUGCCACAAAAUAUAAUGCAGUCAAGCAAAGUCUCGUCACUGGACGAAACAUCUCUUGAAGGAGACAUAACUCAGUGCCAGUCAGAAACUUUGAAAGACAUAUGCACUAAUGGAAAACCAAAUGAUGCCAGCCCUACAUGUGAGAAUGAUGCAAAAGUAUUAAUGCCAUUCCAAGAAAAUAAAGUAACGUUUGACUUAGUAUCGCCAAUCGAUUCCCUGGAAGCUAUUCUUCCACAAGAGGGUGUCUCCAGCGAAUGUGUUAGUCAAAAUAACAAUAGCCUCACAGCAGAAAACUAUGCUUGUACAGUACAGCCAAGUCAAGAGAACUGUAUGAUAAACAAGAAGAUGCCAAAAUUACUAAACCUAUACCCAGAAGAGGCACACUCAGGAGAGGACAAUUCGUGUGCUGUCAGAGCGAACAAUAUAAUGCUAGGAAAUGAAAUAUCCAUGCCUCACAACAUGAUGUGCAGUGAAUUACAAGCUGAUCCUGUAACUAGCAGGCCUAAUGAAAUCAUAUCGUACACAACACCUUUAGUGAACACUAUGUUCCUUCCACCAUUGUUCCUUAUUCGUAACACCUUGCCUAUGAAUCCUAGCAUACCUCACCAAAAUACAUUUCUGAUGGGUGAGAGGAUAAUUGAUAAUCACAUCAUGCAAGAUAAUACAUCUGCUACUACAAUAAUGGAUGAAUUACAAAAUAUGACAGAUGAAAUAACAGUGCCCAGGAAGAAGAAGAAACGUCUCUCGAGGCUUGGGAAAAAAUAUCCAGAAAUUUUUCAUUUGGGGAAGAAUGUGACCACUAAUUAUAUAAAACCACAUAACCAAAAAGUCAAUUCUUCCCCGUUACCUGUGCAAAAUUUUGCAACAAUAAAUAACAAUGUAAUAAUAUCCCAGUCUGCCAAUUCUGUGCUCACGGAUCACACAUUAGUUUUACACCAAGAAAACAGAAUACAAAGACUAGAAGACUUAGUUAAUCUGACAGAGCAAAUGAAUGCCACUAACACAGACUUAAUCAGGAAGGAAAAUUCAAACCAAUAUCAAACCCAGAACCUUCAAGGAAAAAAUAAAUCUUCUAAUGUUUUUUGGGAAAUUCUAAUAGGGAAUGAAGAUAGUGAUGGAAAAAUAGUCAGUUCUAUAAGUGCUGGUCUUAGAAAUCAGUCAAACAUACGCAAUAAAGGACAAAGAAGUACUUCAUCUGAAAUUUUUCUUAAUAAUGCAACACCAGAAAAUGGGGAAGGAAACCUCAAAGCUACCUGUGACACUCCAACUCUGGGAUGUCAGCAGCAACAACAUCGUUCCAAGGAAGGUAUUGCCGUUGAAGAUUACAUCAAGAAAUUCAUGUGGUUAUAAGAGGCAAAGCUCUACUGAAAAAAGCUUUUUAUCUUUGAGAUAAGUACCUAAAGCAACUUUUGAAAAUGUAAAGCACACUUAAAGCGGCCAUCCAACUUGUGUGUUGUAUUGCAUUUGCAGUUAAUUUGUGUGUGAGGUUUAGUUGCCAGUACAAGUAUCAUACAUCAGCAAGUUUAGAGCCCAUUUUUCCCUCUGCUAACGAGAGGGCUUGAGGCAUCAAUUGUUUCAAUUCUUCCUUAUAAUGUUUCCUCUUUUUAAAAAUUACUUUUCCAGAAUCAUUUGAACAUUCAGAUUAAGGCAAAAGUGUACAUAUUUGUGAUUGUGAAGAGUAAAAAUUUUUAAGCAAUUGUUUCAUAAAAUGCAUGUUAAAAAUAUUAGCCUCAAAUGGUUAUGGUAUUUUCAUGAUAAUUUUCAAAGUAAAGCUAUGGCAGUUGAAAACUCAAA